UCAAUGCCUGGUUUGAACCUUUACUCAAUGCCGGGUUUGAACCAAGCUCACGGGAUUGUUGUCAGUGGGUAUCUUUCACAAUAUGUACUACACGUUGCUCCAGAAAGUUAGAGAGAGGGUUAUUGUAGAAUAACAUAACAUAAAGUCAUAAACAUAAUACAAAGUGUGAGAGAGAAUUGGUACUUGGUAGUGUUAUUGGAGUGAGUGGGGUGGGAAGGGAAUUCGGCGCUCUUUCUCUUUUUUGAAUUUAAGAUCAGAUAAGAAGCUGUUUUGGGUGUUGGGGGCUUUUCCCUAUGAUUAUUAUUGUCACUUUUUUCAUGGGAUUUCACCUUUGUGCUUUGUCUGUAAUUCUUGUCUCUUUACUCAACCGGAUCGUGACCCAAGAGUUGUGAAGUUAUGGGGAAAGCUAGCAGGUGGUUGAAAGGGUUGUUGGGGAUGAAGAAGGAGAAGGACCACAGUGACAAUUCAGGCUCAUUGGCUCCUGACAAGAAGGAGAAGAAAAGGUGGAGUUUUGCUAAGCCAGGGAAAGAUGUGGAUGUCCCUGCCACAGAUAACACCUGGCUCAGAUCCUAUAUUGCUGAGACAGAGAAUGAACAGAACAAGCAUGCAAUUGCCGUGGCAGCGGCCACCGCAGCUGCCGCGGAUGCCGCCGUGGCCGCCGCGCAGGCGGCCGUGGCGGUUGUCAGGCUCACAAGCCAGGGUAGAGGUGCAUUGUUCAGUGGAAGCAGGGAGAAGUGGGCAGCUGUGAAGAUCCAAACUUUCUUUAGAGGCUAUUUGGCGCGGAAGGCUCUUAGAGCACUGAAGGGAUUGGUUAAGAUACAAGCUCUUGUUAGAGGGUAUUUGGUUAGAAAGAGGGCUGCUGCAACUCUUCACAGUAUGCAAGCUCUAAUACGAGCUCAAACUGCUGUUAGAACACAACGAGCUCGUCGUUCCAUGAGCAAAGAAAACAGAUUUCUACCUGAAGUUCUUGCAAGAAAAUCUGUGGAACGGUUUGAUGAAACAAGGAGUGAAUUCCACAGUAAAAGGCUAGCUUCAUCCUAUGAAACAUCCUUGAAUGGUUUUGAUGGAAGCCCCAAGAUUGUUGAAAUUGACACAUACAAGACCCGAUCAAGGUCUAGGCGUUUUACCUCAACAAUGUCUGAGUGUGGAGAAGACAUGUCAUGUCACGCAAUCUCAUCCCCUCUUCCUUGUCCAGUCCCUGGUAGAAUCUCAGUUCCUGAUUGCAGACAUCUUCAAGAAUUUGAUUGGUAUUUCAACGUUGACGAGUGCAGAUUCAACACUGCUCAUAGCACUCCACGUUUCACAAACUGUGCAAGGCCUAAUGCUCCAGCCACACCAGCCAAGAGUGUUUGUGGUGACACCUUCUUCAGACCUUGCACCAAUUUCCCCAACUACAUGGCCAACACUCAGUCAUUCAAGGCAAAACUAAGGUCUCACAGUGCUCCAAAGCAAAGACCUGAACCCAAGAAAAGGCUCUCACUCAAUGAAAUGAUGGCUGCAAGAAACAGCAUAAGUGGUGUUAGAAUGCAAAGGCCAUCAUCCAAUUUCUUCCAGACUCAAGAAUCCUGGAAUUUUUGACAAACACAAAUUUGUGAGGCAAUUAGAGUCUAAAUGGUGUUAGUAAUAUUUAGAAUUUGUUUUUCUUCUUGUGCUUAUUACAACUUAUAAACUAAGGGAUGAAAUUCUCAAUUCUGCUUGUGUACAUUCUUUUUAAUUAAACAGUUCUUUUUUCCAAUCAUGCCCUUUCUCUUGUACCAAAUGAUUUACAUCUAGUAAAGAAUUUGGCUUGGUUAUUUUCAAGAACAUAUGGCUUUGUAUACUAAUUGCUGGCUUUGGAA
Molecule: messenger RNA, 1838 nt
Organism: Cajanus cajan (pigeon pea)
Lineage: Eukaryota; Viridiplantae; Streptophyta; Magnoliopsida; Fabales; Fabaceae
Product: protein IQ-domain 26
Molecular function (GO): protein binding
Source: RefSeq, a predicted model, not a curated record